Varanus komodoensis (Komodo dragon) is the source of this 1297-nucleotide messenger RNA. RefSeq names its product carboxypeptidase B1 (gene CPB1). Bases 4 to 1257 code for a protein of 417 amino acids. Gene Ontology annotation, molecular function: zinc ion binding; metallocarboxypeptidase activity. Gene Ontology annotation, biological process: proteolysis. Lineage: Eukaryota; Metazoa; Chordata; Lepidosauria; Squamata; Varanidae. The transcript has 11 exons. The record is from RefSeq and is a predicted model, not a curated record.
AAGAUGUGGGUCUUUCUGCUUUUUGUGGGUGUCACAUCAGCUUUUGCUGAAGUUUCCGUUCACAGAUUUGAUGGAGAGAAAGUCUAUCGGGUAACCCCUCACCAUGAAGAGCAGAUAGAUGUCCUCAUCUACAUGGCCAACAAUAUGCAGAUUGAUUUCUGGUCCCCAGCUUCUGCUGAGCAAGUGAAAACAGGAAUGACUGUAGAUUUCCGGGUCGAGGCAGACGCAUAUUCUGAAGCUGAGACUCUCCUGCAACAAAAUGGACUGGACUAUGACAUUUUGAUUGAUGACCUUCAGACCACACUCGAUGAGCAGUUUGACAACCAUGCCCGGUCCGCGGGAUACCAGUAUGAAAAAUACAACCCGUGGGAAAAGAUAGAGGCUUGGACAGCCAACAUGGCUAAUGAACACUCAGAUCUCGUCUCCCGGUUGCAGAUAGGAACAACCUUUGAGGGACGCCCAAUGUACGUCCUGAAGGUGGGAAAGCCUAGUGCUGGUAAAAAAGCCAUCUUUAUGGAUUGUGGCUUCCACGCCAGAGAAUGGAUCUCGCCUGCAUUCUGCCAGUGGUUUGUGGGAAAGGCUGUCCAAACCUAUGGAACAGAAACCAUCAUGACCCAGCUUCUGGACCACUUGGACUUCUAUGUCUUGCCUGUCUUGAAUAUUGAUGGCUAUGUCUACACUUGGACUAAGUCUCGCAUGUGGAGGAAGACUCGUUCUGUAAAUCCUGGCACUAACUGCAUUGGUACUGAUCCCAACAGAAAUUUUGAUGCUGGAUGGUGCACUGUUGGCGCGUCAAAAAAUCCAUGUGAUAGCACCUAUUGUGGCUCAGCACCUGAAUCAGAAAAGGAGACAAAGGCCUUGGCUGAUUUCAUUCGUAAGCACCGCUCAACCAUCAGGGCUUACUUGACCAUUCACUCUUAUUCUCAGCUGCUGCUGUUCCCUUAUUCUUACACUUUUGAUGUGACAAAGGACAAUGUGGAGCUGCACGCCCUUGCUAAAGCUGCCGUCAAGGAACUAGCCACAGUGCACGGGACAAAAUACACAUAUGGCUCAGGUGCUGCAACUAUCUAUCCAGCUGCUGGUGGCUCUGAUGACUGGGCUUACAACCAAGGCAUCAAAUAUUCCUUCACCUUUGAACUUCGUGACACCGGCCGAUAUGGCUUUGCUCUUCCAGAAUCUCAGAUCAAGCCCACCUGUGAGGAGACCAUGGUUGCAAUUAAAUUAAUUGCCAGCUAUGUCCUUGAACAUCUGUACUGAAGCAGCUUUCAAGGGUUAUUAAAGAACCUUGAUUGACAAA